Molecule: messenger RNA, 2114 nt
Organism: Drosophila persimilis
Lineage: Eukaryota; Metazoa; Arthropoda; Insecta; Diptera; Drosophilidae
Gene: Smyd4-4
Product: SET and MYND domain-containing protein 4
Exons: 3
Coding region: 206-1930 (574 amino acids)
Molecular function (GO): protein binding
Source: RefSeq, a predicted model, not a curated record
GCAAUAUUUGAAAAUCUAAAUCAUCUGUGAAAUUGCAAAUUAACUGUCCACACGUGCGCCACAAGAAUUGCGUGGCAUCUGGAGAGGGGAGAAUAAACCGAUUUUGUGGCUGAAAAAACAGGCGGCGGCGUCAACACGCGGAAGGAAGGAAGGAGCCGGGAGCUGGUAUAUGUGCAUAACGUCUGGGGAUAAAUAAUAAAGAGCAAUGGACGUGUACGACGUGAGCGACGACCUGGUCAAGAAGCUCAACGACUGGAAGCUGAUUGGCAUAAUUUCGGGAAAGUUUAACGAGUUGAAGGAGAACUACUCAAAAGUGAACUUUGUCGAGCACGCUCUGAUCGACUUCAAGUACAUGGAGAAGAUCUUCCUGAACGUGACCCUGCGAGAGGACAAGUGCAACAAGAGGAGUGUCGAAUUCCGCAUGCUUGGAAACGAGCAGUUCUCCCUAAAGAACAGGAAAUACUUUCAGGCCUUGGAGUUGUACAACAAAAGCAUUUGCUUUGCCGAACCCAACUCAGAGCAUCUCUCCAUAGGCUAUGCCAAUCGGUCGGCUGUUCUUUUCGAAUGGAAGCGCUAUAGGGACUGCCUGGCCAAUAUUGAGCUGGCCCGGAAGGCGAAUUACCCGGCGAGACUAAGCCACAAGUUGGACAAGCGAGAACGUGACUGCCAGCAGCUUUUAGAGCAGCAGCCCCCCGAUGUGGUUCCUCACGAGUUCAAGCUGAGCUUCGAUUCCCAUGCCCAAGUCCCGUACAUUGCCGACUGCCUGGAGCUGAGGGAAUCGCCCGACGAAGGGCGCUUCGUUGUGACCAACCGGGAUCUGGUGGUUGGCGAUCUGGUUGCUGUCGAGCAGCCGUUCUGCUCGACUCUGUUGCCCCCGAUGCGGUAUAUUCGGUGUGCCACCUGCAAGCGGGAGAACUACCUGACCCUCAUUCCCUGCGAUAGCUGUUGCUCCGUCAUGUUUUGCUCCGAGGAGUGCAAGCUUCGGGCCACAUCCAGUUUUCAUCGCUUCGAGUGUCCAAUCAUCGAUUUCUUGCACCGCAUGUUCAACAAGAUCCACGGCAUCGCCCUGCGGACCACCAUGGCUGCCUUGGACCUGUAUCCCAGUAUCGAGGAGCUGAUGGCUUUCUGUGAGCAGCCGCAGAACCAGCACAAGUGCGCCUUCGACUUGGAUUACAGCCAACUGUCUGCCCAGGAGCAUUACCGGGCUAUCCACGGACUUGUCACUAACCAGCAUCUGCGAUCCGUCUCUGAUCUCUUCCAGCGCUCGGUUGUCUGUGCCGUGCUGAAGCACUUCAUCAUCGAGUAUACGCCGCUCAAGGACUUUCUGGGCGGCGAGGAUGGGAGGAACUUCUUUACGGACCUACUCUUCAGGCAUCUGCAAACAUCACCCUCGAAUAUGCAUGGCAUCGAUCUUGUGGAACAGGUGAACGAGACCAAGGACGAUCAAACGCACUCGUCGGGUGCCUACGCCUUCCUUUCGCUGCUGAAUCACUCUUGUGCGCCCAACACCCUCCGAAUUUACGAAGGAACCAAGGCAUACCUGUUCGUCCUUAGGCCUAUCAAGGCGGGGAAUGUUCUCUACGACAACUAUGGCGCCCACUUUGCGGUCUUCAGUAAGCAGCAGCGGCUAGACACUCUCUCCAUGCAGUACAGAUUCGAUUGCAAGUGCGAGGGCUGCGAACUGGACUACCCGACCUUCGGUCGAAUGCCGCACAAGGCGACAGUUCCUUCGGUCACCGACGACACGGACAUGAAGUCGCUAGGUGCCUACAACUAUGACUUUGCGACGAGCAAUUACACAAAGUACUGUGAAUUCCUUACGCAAUACGGCGCCGCCUAUCCCUGCGAGCAGAUCAGCUCGGCCGAGGAGUGCCUCAAAAUGGCCCUGCAUAUCAUGGUGGAUGCAGUACCGCUCAAGGCGAAAAUGUAAUCUGACUAGACAUUAACUUAACUCCCACUUCCUCCUGUAUCCUGUGUCCUGCAUCCUGUAUCCUGUAUCCUGUAUCCUGUAUCCUGCAUCCUGCAUCCUCCUUUCGCAUCCCCCACAUACGGACGAACUCUUUCGGAGCUGAUUGAUUGAAAGAAGCGUAUUAAAAACAAAAGCAAACAAGUAA